Paramecium pentaurelia is the source of this 1687-nucleotide messenger RNA. The record is from the annotation of a GenBank genome assembly. NCBI's taxonomy places the organism in Eukaryota, Ciliophora, Oligohymenophorea, Peniculida, Parameciidae.
AUGGAUAAAUCUGUUUUAUUGGAAAUGCAACUUAAAGAAGCGCUAGAUAGAGAGACAAAUUUAAAAAAACUAAAUGAGUCAUUAAUGAAAGCAAUGGGAGAUAUAUCUAACCAUGAAAAAGGAAAAGAAAUACAAUUAUUAAAUUAACUACAUGAGUAAGAAAUAUCAAAAUUGAAGACUAUUUUACAUGAAAAGAUUACUAUUUUAGAAUAUGAAGUAAAUUUAUACUCAUAUUUAGUAUCGAAAUAAAUGUUAAGAAUUCAAUAAAUUAGAAAAAAAAUACAACCAAUUAAUUCAAGAUUAUGAAGAAUUAGAAAAUAAAGAAAAGUAUGAAUAUAUUUUAAUAUAUUAUAGAAAAUGUUAUAAAUGCAAUGACUUUUAACUAUAAAUUACUUAAAUUUAAAAAUAGAAUGAAAUUUAGAAAGAAGGGUUGGCUAGAGAAUUUUCAGAAGCAUUAAGCAAUUAAAAAUCAAUAUUGGAAUAUGUAAUAAAUAUAGAUAUAUUAUAAGGAUUAUAAUUGUGUUAAAUUAAAACUUAAAUAAGUUACCUUUGAAUUAGAUUAAGAAUUGAAAGAAAAAGAAAAGUUAUAAAAAAAUAUCUAAGAAUUAUGUUAAUCACAUGAAUAAGCAGUAAUUCUUAAAAAUAAAUUAGUAAAGAAGCUUAUUAUAAUAAAUUGCAGAUCUCAAUAGAGUACAUAAUGAAACUAUCAUACAAAAUAAUUAAUAUUAAAUAUCUACUUAAACAAGAGAAUAAUCAUAAUCAUCAAAAAUAUGUUAAUUGGAAUAGGAUAAAAUAAUAUUAGAAAAAAAUAUAUAAGAAUAUAAGUAAUCAUUAAUUAUAUCAUAUUAAGGGAUUAAAUUUUUAAAUUGGAAAAUCAACUUAAAUAAUUAGAUUUAUCAUUAAAAGAAAAAGAAAAUAAAUUAAUUGAAUAAAAAUUUGAAUUAUCAAAAAAAUUAACAAAUGAAAAGAAAAUUGCUGAACAAUGUUAAGCAGUAGCUUUGAAAUUAAAAAAUGAUUUUUAAAGAAAAUAAUCAAUACUUAUUGAAGAAUCAUUAAAAAAAGAAUAAUAAUUAAAAUCAGUUUAAACUUAAUUAACAAGAUAAAAAAGCAAAAAUAAAUAUUAUGAAAAUGCUCUUAGUUAAGUUAAUUUAUUGGAAAUUAAAAAUUCAACUCCUAAAUAAAUUAAACAUAAAAAAAACAAUUUCUCGAAUGAUUUUCAUAAUUCACAUUAACCUGGACAUACUAAAGUAUUUUUAAUUUUAUUUUUAGAAUGCUCUAAGUUAAGGUCAUGUCAAUAAAAUUAAAAUAUUGCCAUCCUCAAUAUAAAAAAGUGAAGCUGAUUCUAUUCAUUUUAAUUUAACUGAUAUGUUAAAUUCUACAAGAAAUCCAGAUCAAUAAAAUCUAUCAUGUAGAUAAUCAAAUGAAGAUAUAGGAUCUCAUAUAGAAUAAUUCAAUUGUCCUGCAAAAUUUGUACUUAUUUUAUUAUUAUUAUUAGGUUUAAACUAAUGAAGAUUCAGUUAUACCAAUUUAGUAAUUGACAGAUAGAUAAUUAUCCCCAAGAACCAGAAGUAUUUUCUUAUUAAUAUCAAUAGUUUAAACAGUUAAUCCGAAAGGACCACCUUAAAGAAUAAGAUAAAUUCAUGCUGAUUUAUACAAAGAAAAUCUAGUUGUAAGACCUAAAGCAUGA